Malurus melanocephalus (red-backed fairy wren) is the source of this 2154-nucleotide messenger RNA. RefSeq names its product IL2 inducible T cell kinase (gene ITK). The coding region runs from base 24 to 1919 and encodes 631 amino acids. Gene Ontology annotation, molecular function: ATP binding; non-membrane spanning protein tyrosine kinase activity; protein binding. Gene Ontology annotation, biological process: peptidyl-tyrosine autophosphorylation; T cell receptor signaling pathway; B cell receptor signaling pathway. NCBI's taxonomy places the organism in Eukaryota, Metazoa, Chordata, Aves, Passeriformes, Maluridae. The transcript is spliced from 17 exons. The record is from RefSeq and is a predicted model, not a curated record.
CGGGUGCUCAGCGUAGACUUGCCAUGUCCUGGGAGACAAACAUCCUUGGCUCAGCCAUGAAUAACUGUGUGCUCCUGGAGGAACUGCUGAUCAAGAAAUCCCAGCAGAAGAGAAGGACUUCACCCUCCAACUUUAAAGUGCGCUUCUUUGUCUUGACCAAAUCCAAGCUGGCUUACUACGAACAUCGCCACGGGAAAAAAAAGACUUUGAAGGGUUCUGUGGAACUUUCCAGGAUUAAAUGUGUGGAAAUUGUGAAGAGUGACAUCAUCAUUCCCUGUCAGUACAAAUAUCCUUUCCAGAUUGUCCACGACAGCUACAUCCUCUACGUGUUUGCACCCAACCGGGAGAGCAGGCAGAGAUGGGUCCUCACGCUGAAGGAAGAAACCAGAUACAACAACAGUUUGGCUUCAAAGUGUCAUCCAGAUUUUUGGUUAGAUGGCAAAUGGAGAUGCUGUGCUCAGACAGAGAAGAUGGCAGCUGGCUGUGUGCUGUAUGACCCCACCAAAAAUGCCUCGAAGAAGCCUCUUCCUCCCACUCCUGAAGAUAACUGGAAAUUGUUGCUAGACCCAAAGGAGGCCGUGGUCAUAGCCAUAUAUGACUAUGAAGCCCAGAACCCACAGGAGCUGACCCUACAGUGUAAUGAGGAAUAUUAUGUGAUUGACAGCUCUGAGGAACAUUGGUGGCUGAUCCAAGAUAAGAAUGGGCAUGAAGGCUACGUGCCAAGCAGCUACCUGGCGGAAAAAUCACCCGAGAAUCUGCAAAUUUAUGAGUGGUACAAUAAGAACAUCAGCAGAAGCAAAGCAGAAACACUGCUCAGGGAUGAGGGUAGGGAAGGGGCUUUCAUGGUGAGAGAUUCGAGGCAGCCUGGCAUGUACACAGUCUCUGUUUUCACCAAAGCAUUAAGCACGGACAACAAUCCUGUUAUAAAGCAUUACCACAUCAACGAGACAACCGACUUCCCCAAGCGAUACUACCUGGCAGAAAAGCACGUGUUUGACUCCAUCCCUGACCUCAUCAACUACCACCAGCACAAUGCAGCAGGUCUCGUGACACGGCUGCGACACGCCGUCUCCUCUUGGAGGAAAACAGCYCCCAUCACUGCAGGGCUCAGCUAUGGAAAAUUGGUCAUUAAUGCCUCUGAGCUCACCCGUGUGCAGGAGAUUGGCAGUGGCCAGUUUGGGGUGGUCUACCUUGGCUACUUGCUGGGCAAGACCAAAGUGGCCAUAAAAACCAUCCGUGAAGGAGCAAUGUCUGAGGAGGAUUUCAUCGAGGAAGCCAAAGUCUUGAUGAAGCUGUCUCACCCCAAGCUGGUCCAGCUUUAUGGGGUGUGCUUUGAGGAUGCUCCCAUCUGCCUGGUGUUUGAGUUCAUGGAGAAUGGCUGCUUGUCYGACUACCUCAGGAGCCAGCGGGGCAGCUUCUGCCAGGAAACCCUGCUGGGGAUGUGCCUGGAUGUGUGUGAAGGAAUGGCUUAUCUGGAACAAAACUCUGUCAUCCACAGAGACCUGGCUGCCAGGAACUGCCUGGUGGGRGAAUCCCACGUGGUCAAAGUGUCCGACUUUGGGAUGUCGAGGAUUGUCCUGGAUGAUCAGUACACCAGCUCUACGGGCACCAAGUUUCCAGUCAAGUGGUCUGCCCCAGAGGUUUUCUCCUACAGCCACUACAGCACCAAAUCUGACGUUUGGUCWUUUGGAGUGCUGAUGUGGGAGGUCUUCAGUGAAGGUAAAAUCCCCUAYGAGAAUCGCACCAAUGCAGAGGUGGUGGAAGAAAUCAACGCAGGAUUUCGGCUCUACAAACCCAAGCUGGCCUCCAAGGCGAUUUAUGAGGUGAUGAGCCACUGCUGGAGGAUGGGGAAAGACGAGCGGCCAUCCUUUUCUCUUCUGCUGUUUCAGCUGAGUGAAAUCUCUGAGUUUGGUGUGUAAUCAUGGCACUGUGUGCUCAGCACGGCUGAGAGUCCUGAGAAGAGAGAAGCUGGAUUUUCCCCACACAAAGCAUUAACAGGAAUCCUCUCACCAUAAACACUUGCCAUAUGCCUGGGGAGAAGGAGAGGGCAGAGGCUGGUACUUCCAGACAGACAAGAUAUCCCCAGGUCUUCCAGAGCCUAGACAGGCACAGGCUUUGGUUUGGCCAAGACUGUGGUUUGCAUCUUAAAAGCAG